Molecule: messenger RNA, 1200 nt
Organism: Cutaneotrichosporon cavernicola
Lineage: Eukaryota; Fungi; Basidiomycota; Tremellomycetes; Trichosporonales; Trichosporonaceae
Exons: 2
Coding region: 1-1200 (399 amino acids)
Biological process (GO): fatty acid alpha-oxidation
Molecular function (GO): phytanoyl-CoA dioxygenase activity
Source: RefSeq, a predicted model, not a curated record
AUGGCGAACGAUACUAGCAUUAACGGGCGCCUCAUGAACGGUACAUGCGGGCGCAAGAGCACUCGCAGUGUGCCGGAGUUCACGGAUGACGACCUGGCUGCGUUCACUGAGCUCUGCUCGCAGCAGACCAAUGCCGCAGACUAUCCCCUCGUCUCCGAGAUCACUUCCAACGUACCGAUCUACGACGCCUCCACCCUCCUCACAUCUGACCGCGACAUAACUAUGGACGAGCUUCACUCUGCCCUUCUCUCCGGACCCGGCCUGUUCGUGAUCCGCUCCGCCUUCGACCCAGCUGUAAUCGACCGCGCCUCUUCGGCUUUUGACACUAUCAUUACCAGCGAGAAAGUCGCCGGUAAAGGAGGAGGCGACCACUUUGCGACCCCCGGAGCAAACGAUAGAAUCUGGAACAGUUUCCAGAAACACGCAUUGACGGACCCGACCUCCUUCGUGGAAUACUACGCGAACCAACUCCUUUCCCUUGCGGCUGAAGCAUGGUUGGGGCCAGGAUACGCGAUAACGGCGCAGACCAACAUUGUCCGGCCGGGCGGAAAGGCACAAGAACCACACCGAGACUACCACCUCGGAUUUCAAGCUGCCGAAGUGGUGGCCCGAUUUCCCGCCUCCGCGCAAGUUGCAUCGGCCCUCCUAACUCUCCAGGGAGCGAUUGCACAUAGCGAUAUGCCUCUCACUUCAGGUCCCACCCUCCUGCUUCCCCACUCCCACAAGUACGAGGCAGGAUUCUUGGCUUAUCGAGACCCCCGUUUCCGCGCUAUCUUUGAACAGAAGAGAAUCCAGCUGCCCCUCCAAAAGGGCGACGCACUAUUCUUCAACCCCGCCCUCGUCCACGCCGCCGGAAGUAAUAUGACCUCGGAGGUUCAGCGUAGUGCGAACCUCGUUCAGGUCAGUGCGGCGUGGGGUAAACCCAUGGAGAGCGUGGACCGGAGCGCCAUCGUCAAGGCGGUUUGGGCCGAGUUGGCGGCUUUCUGGGAGCAAGCUGGAGAGGGAGAGAAAGACGCCCUGCUUGCCGCCGUGCCGGACGCGUACUCGUUUCCUACGAAUUUGGAUCGUGAUCCUCCUCCUAUUGGGGGUCACUGUCCUCCGACACAGAAGGAGCGAGUAGCCAAGGGUUUGGAGGAGGGUGUGGAUGCCGUGGAGAUGGGACGGCGGAUUGACGCGUACGACGAGAUAAGGCGCGCGUAG